This is a messenger RNA of Mucor velutinosus, 954 nucleotides long. RefSeq lists its product as uncharacterized. The transcript has 4 exons. NCBI's taxonomy places the organism in Eukaryota, Fungi, Mucoromycota, Mucoromycetes, Mucorales, Mucoraceae. The record is from RefSeq and is a predicted model, not a curated record. Bases 1 to 954 code for a protein of 317 amino acids.
AUGUUGCUGCUCAUCACUAUUUUGAUUUUGACAUUUGUAACUCAAUUGAUUCAUGCAGCCCCUGCUGUGGAUCAACCUACAUAUGAGCCAGGUGUACUGUAUCUACCGGACAAAGCGAUCGCAUUAGAUGACGGAUAUAACCUGAGUAUUCAAGGCGUUUUAGGUGGCAUUGUGUUGAUUGUAUGUGGUUUGUUACUUGCAUGUCGUCCCAUGUGGGAUAGAACACCAGCUGGUACUCGCACACAAGAAUUAGCAGGCUUUGUUACCAUGGGAUUUGUUACUUGGGUGAUGCUGGCUAAUUUUGAGCCAGAACAAACGUAUGGACAAGAUCGCCAAACCAUCUACUUUAUUGUGCCUUUUGUUGUGGGUCUCGUCGUGAUCACUUGCAUGGCAGUGACAAUUCAGUUAUAUCUCAUGUUGAUCGGUGGUUUGGGAGGUCUUGCAUUUGGUUUGUGGAUCUUGGGUUGGAGAGAUGAUUUGUCAAUUACUUCAAAUUCUGGAAGAGCCAUCCUACUCACUGUGCUUGUGGUGGUGUUUAUGGUGCUGUCGCUUUAUUCGUGCUUUUGGCAUCAGUUGGGUGCUGCAUUGGCCGGCUCUUACAUUUUCUUUAUGGGGUUAGACAUUUACUUUCACACAGGCUUCAAUUACUGCUUUACUACGACAUUGGAUAGAAAUCAUGAACAUGAUUACCGGAUGUACCGUGGUGUUUAUAUUAUGCAAUCAACGAUCAUUAUCGCCUACAUUGUAGGUUUUAUAUUCCAAGUGAUUGGCCAUCAUUCCGAUCAUAUUCGGAUGCAACACUCGGUUGUCAUGUCAACCCGAAACGAUCCACGUUACAUUACCAAACAGCCAUUCAUUGGAAGAUACAUGCCUGCUAUGCCACCCCUUUGGAGACCUAAUUGGUUCCAAAGAGGCGGUGCACCUGCUGUAGUUCCUGUCGCAACAGCAGUUUAA